CUCACCAACCUUCCCCCCCACCCCACCUUUCUCGCUUCUCUCUCAGCUUUUCGCUCCCUUACUCACCUUCUCUUUUUCUCUGUGUUUCUCUAAAACCCUAGCGAGCUUUCUCUCACAAUGGCAACGAAACGCUCGCGGACCGUACGGUCCUCGAGCUUCGGCGACACAAGCAUGCUCAACCAGGUCCUGCCGCCGCCGGCGACCGUAUCGCCGGAGCAACGGUUCGAUCUGCGUACGGCUCCGGGGAUCCCCUUGAGCGCAAGGCCGCCUAGCUUUGCGGCGGAGAGCUAUCAGUCUCCGCCGGGGAUUCUGACGUUGUCGUCGCCGGAGAUUGAGAAGGAGAGCUCUGAGGGGCUGGUAGGUAAUUUCUUGGAGAAAUGUUACUACUGCAAGAGGAGUAUCGCUGAGGAUGAAGAAGUUUUCAUGUACAGUUACUUGCGUGCAUUUUGCACCUCUGAGUGCCGUUCCAAACAGAUCACCAUGGACAAGCUGGGGGAGAAAGUUUUUGGGCAACCAACAGAAAGCAUGACUCAAAGUGGCAAGAUGAACAAUGUGAAGUUGUUUGGUGUUCAACUGUGAAAAUGUGCACGUCUUCGUUAUCUCAAAAAUAUCUAGCCAGGACUAACUUUUGUGGUGCAUAUCUGUCAGGUUUUUGUGAUUGGCAUGCACUUUUGCAUAGAUGAACAUCGUAUGCUUUUAGAUUCUCGUAGAUGACAAAUUGUCAGAUCUCGUAUAGUUACAGUAAGGAUUACUGAAAUACAGUACCAUGUGAAACUAGACUUCUCCCUUAUGUGGUCCUGCUUUUGCUAAAUGUUGUUACUGAUAUGGGCUUACAGAUUGUCCCAUUCUACAAUUCUUGAAAAUGUAGGAUACAGUUCAACUGGAAUACACUUCUAGAUAAAUAUAGU
Alnus glutinosa is the source of this 908-nucleotide messenger RNA. RefSeq lists its product as uncharacterized. Lineage: Eukaryota; Viridiplantae; Streptophyta; Magnoliopsida; Fagales; Betulaceae. The record is from RefSeq and is a predicted model, not a curated record. The coding region runs from base 118 to 579 and encodes 153 amino acids. The transcript is spliced from 2 exons.